This is a messenger RNA of Equus quagga, 1431 nucleotides long. RefSeq names its product thioredoxin domain containing 5 (gene TXNDC5). Lineage: Eukaryota; Metazoa; Chordata; Mammalia; Perissodactyla; Equidae. The coding region runs from base 10 to 1122 and encodes 370 amino acids. Gene Ontology annotation, cellular component: endoplasmic reticulum. Gene Ontology annotation, molecular function: protein disulfide isomerase activity. The transcript has 9 exons. The record is from RefSeq and is a predicted model, not a curated record. Gene Ontology annotation, biological process: protein folding.
CACUGCCCUAUGCAGAUGGCUGAAGAGGUGGGUCGAGCACCCUCUGACCGGCACUCAGGAUGCUACUUAUUCUCACCUUGUUGCAGGUGUGGACACUGCCAACGGUUGCAGCCUACUUGGAACGACCUAGGAGACAAGUACAACAGCAUGGAAGAUGCCAAGGUCUAUGUGGCAAAAGUAGACUGCACAGCUGACUCGGACGUGUGCUCGGCCCAGGGGGUGCGAGGAUACCCCACCUUGAAGUUUUUCAAGCCCGGCCAAGAAGCUGUGAAGUACCAGGGUCCUCGGGACUUCCAGACACUGGAAAACUGGAUGCUGCAGACACUGAACGAGGAACCUGCCACACCAGCACCAGAAGUAGACCCACCCAGAGCUCCCGAGCUCAAGCAGGGGCUGUAUGAGCUCUCCGCCAGCAACUUCGAGCUGCACGUCGCGCAAGGCGACCACUUUAUCAAGUUCUUCGCUCCAUGGUGUGGUCACUGCAAAGCUCUGGCUCCGACCUGGGAGCAGCUGGCUCUGGGCCUUGAACAUUCCGAAACUGUCAAGAUUGGCAAGGUUGAUUGUACACAGCACUACGAGCUCUGUUCCGGAAACCAGGUUCGUGGCUAUCCCACUCUUCUCUGGUUCCGAGAUGGUAAAAAGAUUGAUCAGUACAAGGGAAAGCGGGAUUUGGAGUCGCUGAGAGAAUACGUGGAGUCGCAGCGCCAGAGCGUGGAGAGGGGCGCCCCCGAGACGGUGGAGCCUUCGGAGGCCCCGGUGCCAGCCACCGAGCCCGUGGCCGCCCAGGGCACUGUGUUGGCACUCACAGAAAAUAACUUCGAUGACACCAUUGCAGAAGGAAUAACCUUCAUCAAGUUCUAUGCUCCAUGGUGUGGUCAUUGUAAGAAUCUGGCUCCUACUUGGGAGGAACUCUCUAAAAAGGAAUUCCCUGGUUUGGCAGGAGUCAAGAUCGCCGAGGUGGACUGCACUGCUGAGCGGAGUGUUUGCAGCAAGUACUCGGUACGAGGCUAUCCCACAUUGUUGCUUUUCCGCGGAGGAAAGAAAGUCAGUGAGCACAGUGGGGGUAGAGACCUCGAAUCCUUGCACCAGUUUGUUCUGCGCCAGGUGAAAGACGAACUGUAGAAACCCAGAUGGAAGUCGCCUCUGCUGCCUGGCCUCCUGUACCCUGUGUAUUGGAGCUAAAUCAUGUGGAUGUCACUGAGUUUCAAAUGGUGGUUAUUCAGAAAGCUGAAUGUACUAAACUUGUGGUAUCUUCUUUGUGUGUGUGUUUUUUAAGCCAACAGACUCUUUAUUAAGUUUCUCUAAGUAAACAUGUAACUCAUGAUCCCUUUGCAAACUAAAUAUUUUCAGUGGCGAUCUGUCGUCCCCUUUAACCUUCUCUUGAUGAAAUCUAAAUGGUUUCCUUUGAGACUAAAAUAGAGUUGAGGAAAA